ACUAAAGAUAAAAUUUUAUAAGAAAAUUUAAUGAAGAAGAAAACAUACAUCGCCUAUUUAACAGAUUUGUUUACAAAAUUUAAUAUGGUUAAUUUGCAAUUACAAGGCGACAGUUUAUAUUUGAUUAAAACAAAGUCCAUCUUAUCAGCGUUUUCUGCCAGAGUUAAACUAAUGAAGCAAAAUAUUGGACGGGGCGAAUUUUCUCAGUUCCCCAAUUUGUCACAGACAAGCUGCCAGGAAGACGACGUUCAACAUUUAAAUGCCCUCUAUUCAGAUUUUGAAUCUAGGUUUGAGGAUAUUUUGACUAUGGUAAUACCACCGUGGAUAAUUAAUCCAUAUGGUGACAUAGAAGAAACGAAUGUCAUAAUACAAGAGGAACUGACUGAACUAAGUACAAACGAAGAACUUAAGGUUCAGUUUAAAAACGGAUAUCAGCAAUUCUGGCUGCAAAACAACAUACCCGUUACUUAUCCCGUAUUAUGGAAUAUAGCGAGAAAAUUUUUAAUUUCCUUUCCAUCGUCAUACCUAGUGGAAAGGGGGUUCAGCGCUGUUACCAAUCUCCUAACGAAAAAAAGAAACAGACUGGACAUCAUUAGCCGAGGAGAUUUAAGAUUAACCCUUACAAAAUUGACGCCAAAUGUUGAUAAUUUAUUAUUAAAGCAUCAGGUUCAUCCUUCUCACUAAAAAUAUUGACUUAUUGCUUAUGUUAUUUUAUUUAUAGUUUAUUUUAUGUUUAUUGGUGCCUGACCAAUAAAUGCCCGCAUUGGGAAUAAGCGCUCGCAUCCAUUUUUUUAAAGAACCCCCCUUUAUAGAAAAUAUUUUUUUUUAAAUUAUUCUGAAAAUUCAAGGAUAGG
Molecule: messenger RNA, 854 nt
Organism: Acanthoscelides obtectus
Lineage: Eukaryota; Metazoa; Arthropoda; Insecta; Coleoptera; Chrysomelidae
Source: the annotation of a GenBank genome assembly